AUGUCUGAUACCGGCACACCAGAUAUUAUUGCUAUUAAAGGUGGAUCACCUUCAUCUGGUGGCAGUGGUGGAAGUGGGAUUUCCACUAGGCCGACCUUGAGGGAACGGGAUCCAAAUGAUAUAGAGAACAAACUAAAGGACCAGAUUGAAGAGCAGCCUACACAGAUCUCGUUAUAUUUGGAAUUGAUUAGAUAUUACAUCUCACAGCAGCAGUUAGCGGAAGUACGUAAUGUGUUCGCUCAGUUGCAUGAAACAUUUCCUUUAGAGUCAUUUCUAUGGACGAUACAUCUGAAUUGGGAACUCGAGCAGGAGGAAUAUAGUCAAAUUGAAACGCUACUAGCAAAGUGUUUAUCUGGAGAUUUGGCCAGUAGUGAUAUAUUUUUAUGGUCUACUUAUUUAGCUUAUAUUCGAAGGAAGAACAAUUUGAUAACCGGAGGUGAGGAAGCUCGAGCAACGAUCUCGAAAGCAUUUGAUGUUGUAAUGGACAAAUGUGCGGCCUUUGAACCGCGCUCUACACAAUUCUGGCAGGAGUAUUUGCAAUUCCUGGAGCACUGGAAACCAGUCAGCAAGUGGGAGGAGCAGAUGCGCACGGAGCUCAUUAGAAAGCUGUACAAAAGGUUGCUCACCCUCCCUGUGGAGUCUUUAGAGAAAUACUGGGAAAGAUAUACGCAAUGGGAACAGGAGAUGAAUCCUCUUACUGCAAGGAAGCAUAUUGGGGAGUUAUCUGCAAACUAUAUGAACGCGAGGUCCCUCUAUCAGGAAUGGUCUCAUAUUACAAGAGGGCUUAGGAGAUCUCUUCCGACUACUUUGAAUCAAGCUACGCUACAGAAUCUUCCACUUCCCAAUGAGUAUGACACUGAUCAAUUAGGGAUCUGGAUGAAGUGGAUAGAAUGGGAGUCUCAAAACAAACUAGAUCUUCCAGAGGAUGCGCUAAAACUUAGACAGGAAUAUGUUUACCGACAGGCUAUACAGCACCUUUGCUUUUCCCCAGAAAUGUGGUAUACCUAUACUAUGUUUGUCGAUGAGAAGCACAGGGGCAAAAUAUUAGAAGUUGCGACUAGGAGCAAUCCAGCUUCUAUUACGUUAGCCCUCAAGUUUGCAGAGCAUUUGGAACUGAACAAUAAGUUGACUGAAAUGGAAGAAUGUUUCCAAAGAUGCAUUGAUAGAAUAUCACUUGAUUUACAAAUAUUGACUGAUACUAGUGUGGAUCCUGUCUCGACCCACCAGUUAAUGAGAAAGUUGACAUUUGUGUACUGCACCUACAUGAACACGAUGAAAAGAGUAUCUGGCUUAUCUUCUGCUAGAAAGGUCUUCAGUAGGUGCCGUAAGUUGAAGAAGAGCCUGACGCAUGAAAUAUACAUUGAAAAUGCCUAUUUGGAAUACUAUAACGGUAACGACUACAAGACACCCUGUAAGGUCCUAGAAUUGGGUCUUAAAUACUUCAGAGAUAAUGGGGAAUAUAUCAACAGAUGCCUGGAUUUUUUAAUUCUGGUGAGACAGGAUGCUCAAAUUAAGUCUUUGUUUGAAACAUGUGUUGAUAAAAUAUACGACCUUGAUCAAUUGAAAGAUAUAUACCAAAAAGUUAUUAACUAUGAAUCAAAGUUUGGCAAUCUGGAAAAUGUUUACGAAAUUGAAGAGAGAUUCUUUGAAAAGUUUCCCCACAUUGAAAAGAUCGAUGUCUUUACAGAAAGAUACCAGAUCCAAGGGUGCAAUAUUAUUAAGGAAUUUGAACUGCCAUAUAGAUUGUACAACUGCGAUGAUAUGGUACAAUUUGGCGGCCACAUGCUUAAAAGAUCACUAGAGAGUGCCGAUCUAUCCAACGACCAAGUGCAUAAUAAUAAAAGGCAUAAAAACCAACAGGACGCUUCAGUUCCGCCAGAGAUUAUCGACUUGUUGAAAUGUCUACCUAAACGGCAAUACUUUAAAACUGUCGUAUUGGACCCACACAAGUUGGCUGAAUUCUUGAGUGACAAGGUAACUAUCCCAACCAGUGAAUAG
Messenger RNA from Eremothecium sinecaudum, 1998 nucleotides. RefSeq names its product cleavage polyadenylation factor subunit RNA14 (gene RNA14). NCBI's taxonomy places the organism in Eukaryota, Fungi, Ascomycota, Saccharomycetes, Saccharomycetales, Saccharomycetaceae. The coding region runs from base 1 to 1998 and encodes 665 amino acids. The record is from RefSeq and is a predicted model, not a curated record. The transcript has a single exon. Gene Ontology annotation, cellular component: nucleus. Gene Ontology annotation, biological process: mRNA 3'-end processing. Gene Ontology annotation, molecular function: mRNA binding; protein binding.